This is a messenger RNA of Branchiostoma floridae (Florida lancelet), 563 nucleotides long. Its product is annotated as gamma-aminobutyric acid receptor-associated protein-like 2. The coding region runs from base 151 to 504 and encodes 117 amino acids. NCBI's taxonomy places the organism in Eukaryota, Metazoa, Chordata, Leptocardii, Amphioxiformes, Branchiostomatidae. The record is from RefSeq and is a predicted model, not a curated record. The transcript has 4 exons. Gene Ontology annotation, cellular component: autophagosome membrane; autophagosome; cytosol. Gene Ontology annotation, molecular function: ubiquitin protein ligase binding. Gene Ontology annotation, biological process: cellular response to nitrogen starvation; autophagy of mitochondrion; autophagosome assembly.
UGUGAGUGGAAUAGUCCGUCUGAUUACGUCAUUCCGAGAAAUUCAGCUGAUCUUCAGUCAUCAAAACAAACUGGGACCUGAGUCAUAAGCGGGAAAUUUUUACCCAUUUUCACCUGAAAUUCGACACGAGGAGGACCGCUUCUGUUGAAAAUGAAGUUUCAGUACAAGGAGGAACACUCCUUGGAACAACGCCAAGCAGAGUCUGACAAGAUAAGAAGAAAAUACCCUGACCGGAUACCCGUGGUAGUAGAGAAGGUGCCCAACUCCCAGAUCCAAGACAUAGAUAAGAAGAAGUUCCUGGUUCCGACUGACAUCACCGUGGCACAGUUCAUGUGGAUCAUCCGCAAACGCAUCAAGCUGCCCUCGGAACGCGCCAUCUUCUUGUUCGUGGGGAAAGUCCUGCCGCAGUCAAGUGCCAAUAUGGGCCAAAUCUACAAUGAACACAAAGACGAGGAUGGAUUCCUCUACAUCGCAUACAGUGGCGAAAACACCUUUGGAUUCUAAAUGGAAGGAUCAAUGACAAAUUUUGAUGGACACGUGUAUCACGGUGUAUGCCCCCAAAC